This is a messenger RNA of Spirometra erinaceieuropaei, 439 nucleotides long. NCBI's taxonomy places the organism in Eukaryota, Metazoa, Platyhelminthes, Cestoda, Diphyllobothriidea, Diphyllobothriidae. The record is from the annotation of a GenBank genome assembly.
AUGGAGGACAAAGGUGAUAUACGACGUCGACAGCUGGGUCGACUAUCGCCUGGUCAUCCUCAAUAUGAGGCUCUAUCUGCAACCCCGCAGGAGACCACCAUGUAAGUCGAAUACUGUUCUGUUAAACUUGCUCCCUCACCGUAUAAAUUUCAGCCACCAGUUAGCCCAACUGUCGGCUUCGGACGACGACGUCCAUUUGGAGAAUCGGUGGUGCAAACUGCGGACUGAUAUCCACCCGACUGCUUUGCAAGUCCUCGAUCGCGCAGGUCGCCGAUAUCAGGACUGGUUCGACGACGGCGCCUCAGCCGUGCACGCCGCAACCGAAAUCAACCCACUGCUCGCGGAAAAGCACAGGCUGCACAAAACCUACGUGAAUCAAUGGACUGACGCAAACAAGGCGGCCUUCUUCCGCCAUUGUUGCAUCGUGCGCCACCGAUAG